AUGGAAUCGUCUGACAAAUUGAAUGAGUUUUUUGCAAAUGGUACUGAAUUCACUCUUCAUCGGCUCUUAAGUGAUAUCGGUUGUAACGAUACGAAUAUCGACAUGAAUGACUUAGUCAAAUUCGAUCCAAUGAAAUUGCUUGAUGCACGAUCCUUCAAUGAAAUUUUUCAAUGUGAUUCAUUCGAAGAAGUUAACACACCAAUCGAUAUUCAAUCAGAUCUCCCAGACAGUAUUCCACCAUCUGCAAUGACUUGUUCAUCAGGCUCAUUCUCCGAACUCUGUCCACCACCACUGGAUCUUCCAGCUAAACAGGAACUUUCUAUUGAGAACAAUCAAUUAAAAAUUGAAGCUGAAAAUUCAUUGGAAUACACAGAAUUAAAUUCGUUUGAUAACUUCGUACUCACACCAUCAACAUCGGCUCACAUGUCUCAAGAAUUCAACUUCGAUGAAAGCGCAUUAGCUGCUAUUGAACAAGAUUACAGCUACUUAGCAAAACAAACAACAGUUGUUAAUACGCCUUCACCAUCACCAACAAUAUCUAAACGUCCAGUAGCAUGUGAAUCUCGUCGAAUAUCUUCUCGACUUCAGUCACGUGCAACACUCAUCGAUUUCAAACAAAUCUUAGAAGAUGAGUCAUGCUCAUCGCCCUCGAUGUCACCGAACAGUUCUAUAUCAAUAAAACGUACAAAACGGUCACGACAUAUCAAUCGUGCAACAGAUAUCAAAACCGAAGAUGAUUUAUCCUAUUAUUUGGAAAGACGUCGAAAAAAUAAUGAAGCAUCGAAGAUGUCACGUGCAGCACGUAAGCAAAAGUUCGGUAAUAUGGACACUCAAUGCGCCGAUUACGAACGUGUCAAUGCUGAACUUCGUUUGAAAAUAUCUACACUUGAAGUUGUGACAGCUAAUUUGAAAGAUGGCCUGAUUCAUACGUUUCAACGUAAACGGGGUGUUGAUGCAAAAUUGUAA
Adineta ricciae is the source of this 966-nucleotide messenger RNA. Lineage: Eukaryota; Metazoa; Rotifera; Eurotatoria; Adinetida; Adinetidae. The record is from the annotation of a GenBank genome assembly.